AUGUACGACCAUGGCACCUCAACGGCCGCCUAUCAACCGUUUCUCCAAGAUGCUGCCAACGUCCACAGCCUCAUCGCCAGAGAAGGCCUCGGAGGCGACCCGGCGACGAGGCCAGCCUCCUUUAAGAUAAUUGGCAUAGUCUUGGCCAUUAGCUCCGGCUGCUUCAUCGGCGUCUCCUUUGUCUUGAAAAAAGUCGGACUCCUCAAAGCCAACGAGAAAUAUAACGAGGUCGCUGGCGAGGGCUACGGCUACCUCAAGAACUUUUACUGGUGGUCUGGCAUGACGCUCAUGAUUCUCGGCGAGAUCUGCAACUUUGUCGCAUAUGCCUUUACCGACGCUCUCCUCGUCACGCCCCUCGGCGCCCUCUCAGUCGUCAUCACUACCGUCCUCUCCGCCAUCUUCCUCAAAGAACGACUCAGCAUGGUCGGCAAAGUUUCCUGUUUCCUCUGCAUCGUGGGCUCCGUUAUCAUCGUGCUCCAUGCCCCCCAAACCUCGUCUGUCAGCAAUAUCGAGCAGAUGCAAAAGUACGCAAUCACGCCCGGCUUUCUCACGUAUACCGGCGUCAUCAUCGUCGGCUCCGUCAUCGUGGCCUGGUACUGCGGUCCCAGAUGGGGCAACAAGAACAUGUUCGUCUACAUCUCCAUCUGCAGCUGGGUCGGCGGCCUGAGUGUCGUCUCGACCCAAGGUCUCGGCGCAUCCAUCAUUGCCUGGAUUGGUGGGCAGCCAGAGUACAAGCACUGGUUCCUCUGGGUCCUCCUUGUCUUUGUCGUCUGCACGCUGCUCACCGAGAUCAUCUACCUCAAUAAAGCCCUCAAUCUUUUCAACGCUGCCAUGGUCACCCCCACCUACUACGUCUACUUUACAAGCACCACAAUCAUCACCUCGGCCAUCUUAUUCCAGGGCUUCAAAGCACCAGGCAAGGAUCUCGCCACAAUAGUCAUGGGCUUCCUGGUCAUUUGCUCCGGCGUUGCCUUGCUGCAGUUGUCCAAGUCAGCCAAGGACGUUCCGGACACGGCCGUCUUCCGCGGCGACCUUGAUCAGAUUCAGACGAUUGCUGAGCAAGAGCAGCCCGAGACGGAGCCCAAGGCCGACGCCAUUCGCGGCACUGCGGCCAUUGUGCGUAGAAUUUCCCAAGCGCGCCAAAGAAUGGAACGGAAAGAACUGGACCGCCUGCGCGAAGAAAAGUCCAUCGAUAAUCUCCAGCCGAUCAGGGAAGACGGCCAGGCUGAGUUCGAGUGGGACGGACUGCGACGACGCAAAACCUUGGCCUCGAGCACCCGCGCUAGAUCCGUCACCUCGCCCGGCCCCGCGCCGUUCACGCCGCCGCCGCCUAGCCCGCACCCGCCCCUCGGCAUGUCGGCCUUUCCUAGCGACGAAGACAUGGAGGAGCACGAGCGCCCCAGCACCAUGUUCUCCAGCAUCGUCGGCACCAUCCGCGCGCGCUCCCGCACCAAUGCGACUAUGCCUCCGUCAUAUGGUGACGAGGAGUCGGGCAGCGGCCGCAUGCGCAGUCCGGGCAUCCGGCCGGUGCCCUUGACCGAGAUUGUCCUCCCCAAGGCCAACAAUGACGACGAGGCGGGCUCCUACUAUGGCGCCACGCGCGAGCACGUCUUUCCUCGGGACACCGAGUACCGGGGCGCAUCAGCCGGCAGCGGCGCGAGCCUGGCGCCCCCGACGCCGCCACCGCACUCGGCGCGCCGCCAGUUUUCGUUUCAGCGCGUCUUCCGCAAGACGCCCGACACGACUGAAGAGGAGCGUUUGGGUCUUGUCAAGGAUGCCGGCGAGGAGGAGACUGACGACAGAGAUGAUGACGGUCACAAAAAGGGCUUUAUUUGA
This is a messenger RNA of Akanthomyces muscarius, 1836 nucleotides long. RefSeq lists its product as uncharacterized. Gene Ontology annotation, molecular function: magnesium ion transmembrane transporter activity. The coding region runs from base 1 to 1836 and encodes 611 amino acids. NCBI's taxonomy places the organism in Eukaryota, Fungi, Ascomycota, Sordariomycetes, Hypocreales, Cordycipitaceae. The record is from RefSeq and is a predicted model, not a curated record. Gene Ontology annotation, cellular component: membrane. The transcript is spliced from 2 exons. Gene Ontology annotation, biological process: magnesium ion transport.